Acanthosepion pharaonis is the source of this 954-nucleotide messenger RNA. The record is from the annotation of a GenBank genome assembly. Lineage: Eukaryota; Metazoa; Mollusca; Cephalopoda; Sepiida; Sepiidae.
AUGUAUUUCUUUCUAUCAACGUUUAUGUAUCGAUCUAUCUAUCUAUCGCAUUAUGGUAUUUAUCCCAGUGUUUAUCUAUCUAUCUAUCUAUCUAUCUAUCUAUCUAUCUAUCUAUCUAUCUAUCUAUCUGUGUCUGUCUACAUAUCCCUAUAUGCAGGCAUAAAUAUGCAUUUUAUAAUAUUCCUACCCAUGUGUUAUAUAUGUUCAUAUGGAUCGCUCUAUCUGUGUGUGCUUGUUAUUAUCUAUCUAUCUAUCUAUCUAUCUAUCUAUCUAUCUAUCUAUCUAUUGAUCGAUCGAUCUAUAUAUCAUGUAGCUAUCGCUCAUUUCUUUAUAUCUCUCUUAAUAUCUAUCUCUCCUAAUAUCUAUCUCUUAAUAUCUCAUCUGGCUAUCAAUCCCUCCAUCUUUGUAGCUAUCAUUCAUUUGUCUCUCUCUCUGUAUCUCUCUCUCUCUCUCUCUCUCUCUCACUCUCUAUCCAUCUAUCUAUCUUUUAUCUAUCUAUCUAUCUAUCUAUCUAUCUAUCUAUCUAUCUAUCUAUCUAUCUCUGUCUGUCUGUCUGUCUUAACCAUCUGCAUCGUUUGUUUCUUUUUGUUUUCUUUAUUCUUAUUUUUCCCUUUUCUUAUUUACCUCCGCGUUUUUGUUUUGCUCAUAUCUAUUUGCUUUUCAAUUCUUGUAUUUCUCUUAUUUUUAAUUCUUUUUUGUAUUUCUUCUUCUUCUUCUUCUUCUUCUUCUUCUUCUUCCAAUCCCCCUCCUUCUUCUUCCAAUUCUCCUUCUUUUUUUCUCUUCUUGUUUCUCUUGGUCUUUAAUUCCUGCUUCUUCUUCAUUUUUUUCAUUCUUUUCUCUCUUCUUCUUUUACUCCGUCUUCUUUCAAUACUUCUUCAACGCUCCCCCUUUCUUCUUUCUUCUUCUUCUUCUUCUUCUUCUUCUUCUUCUUCUCUAUAUUAUUAUUAUUAUUAG